GAACUACCAUUUGUAUACCGGGGUAUUCGGAAUACCGGGUAUUGGCAUACCUUAGUUGCACCAUUCUUCUUCAGCACCACUCACAUUACCCCAAUAUUUCAAGUUCACUGUCCCACUGUGUUUUUGUUUGUUAAUUUACCACGAUGCUUCCCGCAAGUGCAGUUUUUCAUUUCCCCUGGGAGGUAAACUCUGGAUCAGUGCAGGAAGGAGAGUCAGUGAGAACAUUUGGCAGACUUGUCUGCUAUCAGCCAGAGGAGUCCAGAGCUACACUGUCAGCCCAGUAUGCUUCAAAAGAGCACCAUGUGGUUGUCCACACAUUGUUUGUGGAGCCUUUUAACCCAAUAAUUGGAGCUCAGUACAUAGUACUGGGUGAAACAGAAAAUGCAGAGGGGGUUGGUGUGAUGGUCCGUGCCCGUGUGCUGAACUGUGUUGAUGGUGUAAACAUUGCCCUUCUACAGAAAGCCAUCAAUGAGCAAAGAAGCUUCUUCAGGGAGAGGGAGUGUAAGCAGGGUGGAGCUGCUCGGCCUGCAGAUGCAAUCUGAUCAGGGUCUUCAUUCAUCAAGGUUCCCAGGGUGCUUGUUUACUGUCAGGGCCACAGCAACGGCUCAUAAGCUGGAGUGCUGUUAUGUGAGCUCCAGUGAACUGUAAGACUGUUUGUUUGGUUAAGUGUUACAGCCAUGAGUUUAGUUUUAUCAGUUUAUAAGUCGAUCUUGUCAAUGUCUGGCCUUAACAGCCUUAACAACCUUUAUUAGGGGUUACAAGUACCCAAAUGAAUGGACUGGUACAUCAUGUCUGGCUAAUGAAGAACCAAGCACAUGUUUUGGGUCUGUAACUUAUGAAUCCGAUGCAUUUUUUAGUCAUAUCCCUUGGUGUUCAGGCAUAAUAACAGUAGUUGUUCUGUGCUGCUUUUUAUAUGGUGAAAGUUACCAGUCUUAACAUUCUUGAUGUAACUUUAUGGUCUGAUAUAAUUCACAAAUACUUUAAAAAUGUGUUACAAUAGAUAUGCCAUGUCAUGUAUUAUAGAUAAAAACCAAACUAUGUAGAUAUAUUCUACUGACAUUAAAAUGGCAAAGAUUUAAAAUUGUAUGCAAAAAAAUAAAUGCAAAACACAGGUAUAGUCUGGUCCACUAUAUAGACUAGGACUUGCACUAUGAAUCCAUAUUAUAACAAUAUUAAUUUUUUUUUUAAAUCAAUGGGUUAAUGUAAAAAUAAAGCCGUAUAUGCAUGUGUUGUCAUC
This is a messenger RNA of Seriola aureovittata, 1237 nucleotides long. It is a transcript of the gene ten1, whose product is annotated as TEN1 subunit of CST complex. Gene Ontology annotation, molecular function: single-stranded DNA binding; telomeric repeat DNA binding; telomerase inhibitor activity. The record is from RefSeq and is a predicted model, not a curated record. Gene Ontology annotation, cellular component: CST complex. Gene Ontology annotation, biological process: negative regulation of telomere maintenance via telomerase. Bases 144 to 542 code for a protein of 132 amino acids. The transcript is spliced from 3 exons. Lineage: Eukaryota; Metazoa; Chordata; Actinopteri; Carangiformes; Carangidae.